Truncatella angustata is the source of this 1083-nucleotide messenger RNA. Its product is annotated as ABC transporter. The record is from RefSeq and is a predicted model, not a curated record. Bases 1 to 1083 code for a protein of 360 amino acids. Lineage: Eukaryota; Fungi; Ascomycota; Sordariomycetes; Amphisphaeriales; Sporocadaceae. The transcript has 2 exons.
AUGCGUCUGUGUUCUACUAGUAUCCUAGCCUUGGGGCUGACUUCACCGGUAGUCGCCUACGAUACAACUUUCAGCUUCAAUAACGCACCGACCGUCGAGAAUAGAACCAUCGACGCUAUCUACCAGGCUGCUCUGGCAGAAGGAGGUGUUGUAACCUGUUGGCAUGGAGGCGACGAACGCAACCAGCAGGAUGCUCUGAAGGCUGCCUUCGAGGAGGCGUUCCCCGGCAUGACACUCAAUAUCACCGUCGACGUCUCCAAGUACCACGAUGGCAAUAUCGAUCGACAACUUGCCAACGGAAACUUAUACGUCGACAGCAUCAUAUUGCAGACCCUGCACGAUUAUCCCCGAUGGGACCAGGAGGGCGCACUCUUGCAUUAUCAACCUCUGGACUUCGACGCCAUCCAUCCUGCCUUCAGAGAUAUCCGCGCCGCAUGGCACGGAGUCUCUAUCUUCGCUUGGACCUUUAUCUGGAACACUGACAAGGUUGAAUCUGGUCCCCAAGAGUUCGUCGAUUUUCUGAAGCCCGAGUUCAAGGACAAGUUGGUCUUGACAUACCCUAACGACGAUGAUGCUGUGCUUUACGCAUUCGACUUGAUCAUGCAGGAGUUCGGCUACGACUGGUUUGAAAAGCUUCUUGAGCAGAACCCCCGUUGGGUCCGUGGAACUGGCACGCCUGUCACCUUACUUGCGGCUAACGGCACUGAGGCUGUUACCUUUACUGCCGGCGUCGGACUGGUUCCAACUGCACCGCUUAACGUUACGAUACCCACCAAGGGUAGUUUUGUGACUUGGGCACAGAGAGCCGCCAUAUUCAAAGAUGCGCCUCAUCAGAACGGUGCCAUGUUGCUGCACAACUUCAUGUUGAGUGAAGAGCACCAGAAGGGGUCUGGUUCCUGGAGCGUCCGUAAAGAUGUUGCCUCCCCUGCCGGCUAUCCCGAUAUCAUGGAUGUCUCGUCAACGAACCCGAUUGAGUUCGAGCGAUUCAUGGGGGACCGUGUCCGUGUCGAGAGACUCAAGUUGUUCUUUGAAGACAAGCUGGGUACUGCGACGGGUCUCAGCCCCCUCAUCGAUAAUCUGUAA